AUGGAUAAAAGAAAGGUAACAAUAACUAGUGAUAUUUCUAAUGAAAACGAAGAUAAGAAAGCAACUACUAUUCUUCGAGUACGUCCACAUCAUCGUAUUAUAGAAAAUUUUCUUGUUGUUUGGUUAGAUCCAAAUCUUCGAGAUACUAUUGAUGAUGAUUGCCGUGAUAUAAUUGAUCAAUUACGAAGUAUUGUAAAUUCAAUUGAUAUAUAUAGUGAUGUUGAUUAUUGUAUUGAUUUUCUCAGUGAUAUUAAAGAUGAAAAAGCUUUUAUGAUUUUAUCUGGUGCUUUUGGUCAACAAAUAAUAUCCUAUAUUCAUGAUAUUCCACAACUUCAUUCGAUUUAUAUUUUUUGUGGAAGUAAAACCAAACAUGAACAAUGGGCAAAAGAUUGGCCAAAGAUAAAAGGUGUUUUUACACAAAUAGGACCGAUUUGUGAUGCAUUAAAACAAACAACACAAAAAUGUGAACAAAAUAUUACUCCGAUUAGUUUUGUUACAGCAAAUGAAGUAUCUGAUCAAAAUUUCGAUCAACUUGAUCAAUCAUUUAUGUAUACACAAAUACUUAAAGAAAUUCUAUUUGAAAUAAAAUACAAUCAACAAUCUAUUAAAGAUUUAGUUAGUUAUUGUCGUGAACAAUAUGCUGGUAAUUCAAAUGAAAUACAAAUUAUUGAUGGAUUUGAAGAAAAUUAUCGUAAACAUUCACCCAUAUGGUGGUAUACAUAUUCAUGUUUUAUUCAUUCUAUGCUUAAUCGAGCUUUACGUACGCAUGAGGUUGAUAUAAUUAUUAAGAUGGGAUUUUUUAUUCAAGAUCUUCAUCGACAAAUUGAUAAACUUCAUAACGAACAAUUAGAUGAACAACAAAAACGGCCAUUCAUUGUUUAUCGUGGACAAGGUUUAUUAAAAGAAGAUUUUCAAAAAUUAAUUAAAGCAAAAGGUGGACUAAUGUCAUUUAAUAACUUUUUAUCGACGAGUAAAAAACGAAAAGUUGCAUUGGAAUUUUCUCAGGAUGCUUUGAAUAAUAUUGAUAUGUUUGGUAUUCUUUUUAAAAUGAUUAUUGAACCAUCGAAUCUAUCCACUCCAUUUGCAUUUAUUGAUGGUAUUAGUUAUUAUACUACAGAACAAGAAAUUCUUUUUUCAAUGCAUACUGUUUUUCGUAUUGGUGAUAUAAAACAAAUUGAUGAUAAUACUAACAAUCGUCUCUAUCAAGUCGAACUUAAAUUGACUAGUAUUAAAAAUCAACAAAUUAUUGCAUUGACGGAACGAAUGCGUGAAGAAACUUAUGGGUCGAAUGGAUGGCAUCGACUUGGUAUGUUACUGAUUAAACUGGGAAAAUAUGAUAAAGCUGAACAAGUUUAUAAAGUUUUAUUUAAUUUAAGUACGGAUAAUACUGAGAAAGCAUUACUUUAUCAUCAACUUGGUUUAAUAAAACGUAAUCAAGGAGAUUAUAAUGAAGCACUUUUAUCAUAUGAAAAAGCUCUUGAAAUUUAUCAAAAAUUUCUUCCAGAAGAUCAUCCAGAUUUAGCAACUUCUUAUAAUAAUAUUGGUCAAGUAUAUAAUAAUAUGGGUGAAUAUGCAAAAGCUCUUUCAUUCUAUGAAAAAUCUCUUGAUAUUUUUCAAAAAAAUUUACCAUCAAAACAUACAUCAUUAGCGAUAUCAUACAAUAAUAUUGGUUUGAUACAAAGAUUUAUGGGUGAAUAUGCAAAAGCUCUUGAAUCACAUGAAAAAGCACUUGAAAUCGAACAAAAUAGUCUUCCUUCAAAUCAUCCGUCUUUAGCUAUUUCAUAUAAUAAUAUAGGUUUACUCUAUGAUUAUAUUGGUAAAUAUUCGCAAGCACUUACAUUCUAUGAAAAAACACUUGAAAUUUAUCAGAAAACUCUUCCAGCAAAUCAUCCUGAUUUAGCAACAUGUUAUAAUAAUAUUGGUUCUGUAUAUAAAAAUCUAGCAGAAUAUUCCAAAGCACUUUUAUUCUAUAUAAAAACACUUCAAAUUGAAGAAAAAUCACUUCCUAAAAAUCAUCCGGAUCUAGCUAUUACCUAUAGUAAUAUUAGUAUAGUAUAUGAUAAUAUGAGAGAAUAUACGAAAGCACUUGAAUUUCAUGAAAAAGCUCUUCAAAUUCGAGAAGAAACACUUCCGGUAGGACACCGAAUGUUAGCAACGACGUAUAAUAAUAUGGGUUCUGUUUAUGAUACUAUGGGUAAUUAUACGGAAGCACUUUCUUAUUAUGAAAAAUCUCUUGAAAUUGAAUUAGAAAAACUUCCUCAAGAUCAUCCGGAUUUAGCUACAUCUUAUAAUAAUAUUGGUCUUGUAUAUGAUAAUCAAGGAAUAUACACGAAAGCAUUAUCUUAUCAUACAAAAGCACUUGAAAUCUAUGAAAAAACUCUUCCAUCGAAUCAUCCUGAUCUAGCUAAUUCUUAUAAUAAUAUUGCUUUGGUGUAUCAAAAAACAAAUGAUUAUACAAAAGCUCUUCUAUAUUAUAAAAAAGCACUUGAAAUUCGACAAAAAUCACUUCCAUCGAAUCAUCCUGAUUUAGCUAUUUCUUUCAGUAAUUUAUGGCAAUUAUAUCAAAGUAUGGGAAAUAAUGUACAAGCAUUUCAAAUUUAUCAACAAUCAAUUCAAACUGAUGAAAAAAAUCUUGAAUCUGAUCAAUCAUAUAACGCUAUCGAACAAGUUUAUGACAAUAAAGAAGAAUUACCAAAAAAACCUUCAUUGAUCAAACCUCUUCUUAAAAAUAUACGAAUUUCACAUCUUCCAAAACAAUUUCGUAUAAAAAACUUUCGAAUGGAAUUGAAAUUAAGAGCUAAAAAGAAAUAA
This is a messenger RNA of Adineta steineri, 2811 nucleotides long. NCBI's taxonomy places the organism in Eukaryota, Metazoa, Rotifera, Eurotatoria, Adinetida, Adinetidae. The record is from the annotation of a GenBank genome assembly.